Molecule: messenger RNA, 2878 nt
Organism: Peromyscus eremicus (cactus mouse)
Lineage: Eukaryota; Metazoa; Chordata; Mammalia; Rodentia; Cricetidae
Gene: Mipol1
Product: mirror-image polydactyly 1
Exons: 10
Coding region: 113-1105 (330 amino acids)
Source: RefSeq, a predicted model, not a curated record
AGGGGAGCGGAGCUCGGGGUGGGCUGCCGCCGCCUCCGGACUUCCGGCCGCAGCCCCUGGAGAUGCGGGAGGGUUGCACCGGAGUGGCCCCGGAGCGUGCCGGCCACCCUCGAUGGCCCCGCGCGGCGCGGGGGUUCUCAGAAAGACAAGGGAAGGUUUGGAAAUGAAAAUACAGAAGGCAACUGUUAACAGCAGAUUUAAAGAUACAACCAUUUGUCUUGCACAAGAGGCUUCAGUGGGAAUUGAGAGUGCAUCAGUAGAGCAGCUGACUAUGAAUUCUGAGCAAACCAUGCAUGAAUUAGGCAAUGAAGUAACAUCUGAGGACCUGGAACUACCAGAGAGAAUCUCCAGCAACUUACAGGCCAUCGGUCCAUAUCCAGAUGAAGGGCCGUCUACAAAGUGCAGUGUACUGGAUUGUGGAAAGAAUGAUAUGAAUUAUGAAUCUGUGAUUUUUCAUCAAGUUAUCUCAGACUUAAAUAAAGAGACAUCAGUAGCAUAUCUCCAAAGAGAACUGGAAAUUCUCAGAACAAGCAAUAAAAAGCUUCAAGAAAAAUUGACUAAAGAAGAUAAGGAAAAGAGAAAAUUAAAGCUUAAGUUGGAACUCCACGAGAAAGCAGCAGAGGCUGAAAUUGCUGAAAGGACAGCAGCUUUGGUUGAAGAAGUGUAUUUUGCACAGCGAGAACGCGAUGAAGCUAUUAUGUGCAGACUGCAGUCAGCUCUUGAGGAGAGAGAUGAAGCAGUUGCACGUGUGAAGCAUAUGGAAAUGUCACUAAAACUGCUAGAAAAUAUUAACCCUGAAGAAAAUGACAUGACAUUACAGGAAUUACUGAGCAGAAUAAACAAUGCAGACACUGGGAUAGCUAUUCAGAAGAAUGGAGCUAUAAUUGUGGAUAGAAUCUACAAGACCAAGGAAUGUAAAAAGAGAAUAACCACAGAAGAAAUGAAUGCAGUGAUAGAAGAGCGGGAUGCGGCUUUGUCUCAGUGCCAACGGCUGCACCAGGAGCUUCAUCGUCUGAAAGAGCAGAGGCAGACUUCAGCAAACAACACGAGACAUCCGACUGCUGAAAACAAUCAGGAACGUGCUCUGAAGGUUAUUACCUUUUAGACUUAAUGAAAAGUGACCACUCCAAAAGAAAUAAUAAAUCAUCAGCCUUUUCUUUGUGGCGACAUUUAUUGUAACAGUUUCAAAUGUAUUGUAGUAUUUGUCACCCAGAGAACUGACACUGCUUGAAGGACAUGUGAAUUUGUUUGGAAACUGAAGGAGUGCUUUAAAUGUUAAAAGGAAAGAAAGACAAUGUAUUCAGCUGGAACUUGAAACGUGACAUAUACAUUUUAUGACAUGUUCUAUCUCGUUGUAAUACAGGUCCAGUGAUCCUGAGAAAAGCCCAUUAGUAUGGGUCUUACUAUUUGGGUAGGGAGUGUGCUCAUGACUUUCCAUUCUACUUUUUUCUGUCUCUUUUUUCAUUCUUUCUUUUCUUUGGUGGGAGGGGGGUUCAACACAGGGUUUCUCUAUAGCCCUGGCUGUCCUGAAGCUUACUGUGUGGACCAGGCUGACUUCACACUUGAAGAUCCGCCUGCCUCUGCCUCUUGAGUGCUGGGACUAAAGGCAUGUGCCACCAUGUCCUUCCAUUCUACUUUUAAGUUACUACAGUUUUUAAUAAAGUGUCUGUCCACUCAUAGUCUCAGCUCUCAAGGUGCUUGUAUGCUCAUUAACAAGUUUAGUCUGUAAGGAACAAAAAUAUUGUCUUUUAAUUGUACGACAAGAGAUUUGCUAGUUCCCUUAAAUUCAAUUUUAUCUUAGAUUAUAAGUCAGUAUCAUGCCUUUAAGAAUCAGGCACAGUAAACCAAAACUGACAAAACAACCUCAAAAAAUGCCUUGCUAUGCAAGGAUGGGGACUUAAGUAAGAUACCCAGCACUCAGAUUAAACACUGGGUCCUGAAAUGUGCAUUUGUGACCAAUGGGUCCCUGGGGCUUCCAGUCUAGCCAAGUCCAUGAGCUGUAGGAGCAGAGAGCCUCUGUCUACAAGAAUGAGAUAGUGCAAUGAAAGGACACCUGAUGUCCAUCUCUCCCUCCACAUGGACACUCACACAAGAAUAUGCACCCACACAAGAAUAUGCACCCACACAAGAACAUGCUGCCACACAAGAAUAUGCACCACACAGGAACAUGCUCCCACACAGCCAUACACCCCACUCCUACACACAUACACUGAAAAAUGUGUAUGAUGUUUUUCAUCUGGACAAAGUACGAAACUUAGUAAAAAGAUUUUUCUACAGAAUAUUUUUUAAAUUCAUAGUGGCAGACUUAUAAAUUAGUUGCCAUUAAUCCAUUUUCUAUUGAAUUUACAAGUAGACCAAAACUAUAGAUAAGAGAAUUUUAGAUUACUAUGAUUAUUUUUAAUUAUCCCCAAAGAAUAGAUAAUUUUAUGACAAUUAAGUAUAACUAUUUAAAGUGUGUGUGUACAUACAAAAUGGGAAAUAAGUGUUCUAAAGCCAUCCUCCACCAAACAUGACUCAGGACAGAGCAUGUGACAGUAUGUUAUGGCUGUUUCAAAUUAAAACAGGACCUAAGAUACAAAUUCUAACAUAGUAAUCAUUAAUAUAGUCAAAGAGAGAAAUAAUAUAAAUUUCUGUCACUUUUGCAUAUUUAUGGUAAAUGUAUUUAAAUGGCGAUGGCUAUUUAUGGAGAGAAAUACAUGCAAACUUCUGAGAAGUUAUUAAAGUUAGAAAGGAAUAAGUAGACCACCCAAGACACAUGGGAGUUCAAAGCAAAAAUGAAUCACCUGUUUAAUGGAAAUCUCUCUAGACUAUAACAUUUAAAGUAAUAUGUAAAUGUAACUCAUGUAUACUCCAGAGAAAUAUACUGCAUUGAAAUCUU